AUGGCGACGCAGUCAACGAGCAGCGUGGCCCCGUUCAAGCCACGGUUUAUGCCACUGAUGCUUACCGCAACCCUGGCAGCAGGUGUUAUCUCGAGAGCCUCAUCGCUGAGCACCGCUGCCGCCCUUGUUUUGCUGUAUGCCGUGACCAUCCCCAGUUAUGUGGUGUACUGGUCCUGGAUAUACCCUUACUAUGUCUCACCACUUCGCCAUGUGCCUACUGUGCCGGGAAAUCCUCUCUAUGGACAGGUGUUCGAGAUCAUCGAGAACGAAGUGGGAGUCUGCCAGCGUCAGUGGCACAAACAGUACGGACCAAUCGUCCGGUAUUUCUUCCCACUGGGCACUGAGCGCUUGUCCAUUGCCGAUGAUGACGCCUUGAAGCAAAUGACCGUCAAGAAUCCAUACAACUACCCGAAGCCCGUUGGUGCUCGCAAAUGGAUGACUCGUAUUUUAGGCGAAGGCAUUCUCCUAGCCGAAGGUAACGCCCAUGUCCACCAGCGCAAGGCCUUGACCCCAGGCUUCUCCAUCGGCUCAAUCCGCACCCUCGCACCCAUCUUCUGGCGCAAAUCGUUCCUCAUGGCUAGGCUCUGGGACGAAGAAAUCAGUCGAUCCAAGGACAAGAAGACGGGAACUUUUGAAGUUCUGGAAUGGCUCAAUCGGACAACACUCGAUAUCAUUAGUGAAGCCGGCUUCGGUACCGAUGUCAACUCUCUUGAGAACCCUGAAACUCCUUUGCGAGAAGCCUAUCGCAAAGUCUUCGUUUUCGAUUCUUUGUCUCGUUUGAUGCAUGGCCUCCAGACUCUUUUUCCCUUGACCAAGUACAUCCCUGCAAAAAUGAAUCGGGAUAUGGAGGCUUCACGCUGUAUCAUCCUAGGUUCCGCCACCAAGAUUAUCAAGGAGAAGCAAGCAACCGCCAACCCUGCCGACAAAGAUAUCCUCUCUCUAUUGGUUCGCGACAAUCUCAAACUGCAAGCUGCAGGUGAAGCUGGGCUGAGCUUCGAGACGAUGCGUGAUCAGGUCAUGACCUUCCUUGGUGCUGGUCACGAUACGACCGCUACUGGUGUGACAUGGACACUUCACCUUCUCUCAAAGCACCUCGGCAUUCAGUCGAAAUUGCGUGAGGAAAUCCGGACUCACUACCCAUUCCUGUUCGAUCUUGAUACACGUGAGGGUUAUGAUCUUUCCACUAUUGAUCCCGAUCACCUACCUUACCUCGACAAUGUAUGCCGCGAAUCACUCCGCUACAUCCCUCCUAUCCCAAUGACUGUCCGUGAACUCGUCGACGAUGACAAGCUUGGUGACUACGUUGUCCCCAAGGGUACUACUGUCCUGGUUUACUCCAACGCUAUCAACCGUCUACCAGAGUACUGGGGUCCUACCGCAGAUGACUUUGAUCCUGACCGCUGGGACAGCCUCCCCGAAUCAUACACGACAAACGCGUUCAUGACCUUCCUCCAGGGACCCCGUGGCUGUAUUGGGCGCAAAUUCGCCGAAACUGAAAUGAAGAUUCUUCUCUGUGUCUUGCUUAGCCAAUUUACUUUUGCGCGUGAUGAGUCUGUCCAGGAUCCCGAGGAGCUGAAGAUGUGGAGAUUGGUCUUGAGGCCGAGAGAUGGUGUUCAAUUGAAGGUUACCAAAUUAUAG
Talaromyces amestolkiae is the source of this 1638-nucleotide messenger RNA. RefSeq lists its product as uncharacterized. The coding region runs from base 1 to 1638 and encodes 545 amino acids. NCBI's taxonomy places the organism in Eukaryota, Fungi, Ascomycota, Eurotiomycetes, Eurotiales, Trichocomaceae. Gene Ontology annotation, molecular function: heme binding; oxidoreductase activity, acting on paired donors, with incorporation or reduction of molecular oxygen; iron ion binding. The record is from RefSeq and is a predicted model, not a curated record. The transcript has a single exon.